AUGGAUCGUUCUACAAUUUCAUUGAUUUUGCAUGAACUUAACUUAAAUGAGAAUUCAGUGGCCAAUAUUUACAAUUAUGGUUCAUGGGUAUAUGGUACCAAUUCACCUACAUCUGACCGAGAUCUUAUGAUUGUAACUCGAUCACCUUAUCAAAAUCCACUACAAUUUAAUGAUGAUUUCGAUUAUUUUCAUCCAUUUGACUUACAUAAAUUAUGGAAUCAAUAUGAUGUUUGUGUUCAUAGUGUGGAAAAUUUUGAAAAACUAUUAGAAAAAAACUAUUUACUUGCUAUUGAAUGUAUAUUUUUACCUGAUGAAUUUAAAAUCAAAGAAGAAAUUGAUUUUCGUCCAAUUUAUCUGGAAAAAUAUUAUAAUACAUAUCGAUUAAAACAAGUCGCAUUUUAUGAAAAUCUCACAGCUAUAAAUAUGUAUAAUUUAGAUGACAAUUCAAAUUAUCCACAACGUAGUUCACGAUCAAGUCAAACAAGUCAAUCAAGCAAAGAUUAUUUAUUCAAAAUUUUAUUUCACGGCUUUCGAUAUUUAGAUUUCGCUGAACAAUUAAUUCAAACACGUUCAAUACAUAAUUUUAAACGUGUAUCACAUAUAUUCAGUGAAAUGAAAGAUAUACAUGGUGAUCCAACAGAUGAUUCAAAUAUGCAAAAUGUCCUUAAUUUUGUUGAAAAUUUAAGUACUCAAUAUAAAAUAAGAUUAGAUGCACUUGUACCAACAAAUAUUGUCAAAGGUACCUUCGAAGCACACAUUACAUUUGAUUGCACACAUAAUACUGAAGAAGUUAUUGAAAAAAUUCAAAAACAAUGUGAAAAUACGAAAUAUAAAAUUAUAUUUAUUGACUUGGAUACUAAUCAACAAAAAGAUAAACUUCAACAAUUAAUGACAUCAUCAUAUCAUUGUGGUGAAUAUCCAUCAAUUGUUAAAAAAAUUGAAGAAGAAGCAUAUAAACAUUUUCAAGAUUUUAAUAUUAUACGUAUUAAAAUUGAAUCAUUAGCAUCGAAUGAAGGUGUACCACAAACAGAUAUUGAAAAAAAAUUAUUUUGGAAUAAAGAAACAAAUUAUUUUGAAUUUCAUUACAAAGUCUUGAUAGAAAAAGAUCAUAAAGGACAAAAAUUAGAAAAACUUCGCAACAUAUGUCAAUCAAAUUAUAACUUUCAUUUACAUGUAUCACAGAAUGCAUUUAAACAACUAGAUGAAAAAGAAUCUUAUUAUAUGAUUACAAUGCGUCUAUUUGAUGUUGGUCGAGAAAAAGCAUUUCAAAACAAUAAUGAAGUAGUAGAAUAUUUGACAAAAAAUAAUUUUCCACCAAUUAAAGUCAUUCGUGAAUUUGUUGUUUAUGAUACACAUAUUGAACUUGAUAGUGCAUGGAAAUAG
Messenger RNA from Rotaria sordida, 1383 nucleotides. Lineage: Eukaryota; Metazoa; Rotifera; Eurotatoria; Philodinida; Philodinidae. The record is from the annotation of a GenBank genome assembly.